This is a messenger RNA of Bactrocera oleae (olive fruit fly), 1501 nucleotides long. NCBI's taxonomy places the organism in Eukaryota, Metazoa, Arthropoda, Insecta, Diptera, Tephritidae. The record is from RefSeq and is a predicted model, not a curated record.
AGGUAAAGGUAUUCGCAUUUCUAAAUUUACCUGAAUAUUUUUGGAAAAUUUUUACUUAAGUUUAUUUCAAAAUAAUAUAACCCCGAAAAUAGCUAAUCUCUUUUUGCUUCUGUUUACAGUAGGUAAUUUACGAUGGAGCUUUCGAAAAGCUUUUGAUGAAAAUUUUUUAAGACCAAUAAAGCUGUACAAUCAGAGAACGUAUAUAUAUAUAUAUCAUAUACGUUCUCUGAUAUUAGCUACUUAGCUAUGUUAUUGAAGGUGACUUUUUCGGUGUACCUAAACGCACCUUGUUCUAAAUAUCUACAUAUAUGGUAUAUAUAUACCCUACCUUUUUUAUUCCGCGAAUCUAAAGUUAAAGCAUACCUGCUCUUACUCAAAUUAAGAUAAACUACAUUUUACCUGCUUGACGCUUAUAAAAAGGCAUAAAACCCGAACUUCCUUCGCCUUGCUGGUCACAUACUUUCAUUACUUGAACUCAACAAAAACUGCAAGAGCUAGUAAAAAAAUAAUUUUAGAAAACAUUGUACUUUAAAAAGAUUUCAAUGGGUCAAAUAUUGCGGAAAAUUUCUAAUACUAUAUUGUCAAGCACUCAGUGCACCACAUGCCUGAAACGCAGACGGAAACAUCAAAUUAAAGACAAUGUAUGCAAAAGACAACGUAUUUCCCAUGCAGGCGCUCUAAAUUCGGAGAAUGUUACACAUCCAAUCGAACAAAAUAUUAACAUCAGUCUAAGGCAUACACCGCCUCCGCAACAUAUAUUUGAUUAUCCAAAAUCUAACACUGAGAGAGAGGAAACUACACAAGCGGCACGCACCGAACUCAUAACUGUAUUCAAGGAAGAACCAGUACAAGAUGCAGUAACACCUUCAAUUCAGAACCACCAGAUAAAGCAUGAAAAUACAGGGCAAACAUAUGCUCACGAUCAGGUAAAGGAGGAAGCAAUUAAUAUUGAAGAUCAGUUAAUCAAAGAAGAAUCUACUGCCCUCGCCAAUGAGAUUGACAGAGAAAUGCUCUCCGAAAAGUGCUCAACUGAAAUAACUGACGAUUUCAGCAGUUCGGAUAUAACCGAGAAGGAAACCGAGGAAGACCCACAUAUGGUAAAAAUAGGACCGAAUGGUACAACUGUACCGAAAGCGAAGUACGACAAGAUUCGAUGGAUUAGCAGCUCGUUUGCAACACGAAAACUUCUUUCGUGUGUAUUUGGUGCCGAUACGCUUGCUACGCACUCUUACAGCGGCAGGAUAGCGCCAACGUUCUAUAAACUUAAACAUACCAGAAAGCCCAGAUUGGAUCCAGACAAGAUAGCUGAUAUAAUUUAUUGUGUGCAAAAGCAAUUUAAUUGCACAGAGCUAAAAAUUCGAGCUGCGAUCACGUCAAAAUGUGUAGACGAAGCCAGAUGCAAGAAACUAAAAGCUAUGAAAAUUUAAAGCCUAUUGUAUCUAGAGUACGAUCUAGAGUACGAAAAUUAUAUAAGAGAAAAAUAUAUACAUUUUGAUAAGUA